Messenger RNA from Helianthus annuus (common sunflower), 1498 nucleotides. RefSeq lists its product as uncharacterized. Bases 64 to 990 code for a protein of 308 amino acids. The record is from RefSeq and is a predicted model, not a curated record. The transcript is spliced from 8 exons. Lineage: Eukaryota; Viridiplantae; Streptophyta; Magnoliopsida; Asterales; Asteraceae.
CAACUGCUGUUUCUUCCUGCAACUACUACAACUCUCUUGGAUCUUCCACACACACUCACAGUAAUGGUGAAAUUCGAUCGAAAAGUGAUGUUUAAUUCAUUAUUUUUCACUUUAUUAUUAUGCUCAUCAUGGAUUCAAAUCUCAUAUUGUUCAAAACCAGCUGGAAUUGCUCGUAAAGAUGACAUUCCUUUCAUCAAAUGUCAAGUAUGCGAGAAGCUCGCGAAGGAAUUACACGAACAAAUUCGAGAUAAACAGGAUCAGAUCUCUCCGAAAAAGAUCUCAGAGUAUGAUGUGAUCGAAAUUUCGGAGAAUGUAUGCAAUUUGAAGAAGAGAGAAGCUGACUGGAUGCUGAAAAUUGAUAUUGUUGAGAAAGGUGAUAGAUUGGAGCUUGUUGAACAAGAUUCUGAAGGACAAUGUGGUUCAGAAUGCAAAACCAUUGAACGAGCUUGUCAAGAGGUUAUAGGAUACUAUGACACAGAUGUUGCAGAGUAUAUUUACAAAAAGAAGCCUAUGUUGAGUUCUUUGGUUAAAUUCCUAUGCAAAGAUCUCACUAAAGCAUGUAAUACCAAGCCACCACCAGUUCCUAAGGGUCGUGAGCCUGGGGAAGUUUUUGUCCCAAAGUCAGCUAAAGAGGCGGAAAUGGAAAAGAUGUUGAAAUCAAUGGAGGGUAUGCCAGGAGCACCUGGCAUGAAAAUGUACUCAAGAGAAGAGUUAAUGAGUGGAAAAGGCAUUGAUGAUGAAGAUGCUGAUGAUGAGGAUGAUGAAGAAGAACAAUCAAUCCCUUCAAAUUUGGGAAAGAUUUUGAGGGAAAAAGAAAACAAUAGCAAGAAAGUGGACUGGAAGCAAAAGAUCACAAAAGGAAUAAAAAAUGUUGGUGAAGCAACAAAGAAACAUGCAACUAAAAUGGCUUUUAAGUUGCAGAAAUGGUGGAAAGCAAAGAAGGCCACCUUCACACAACCAAAGUCAAAAUCUGCCAAAGUUGAACUUUGAGGUCAACGGAUGACUUGCAGGCGUACAACCAACAUCCGGAGCACCUAAGGGUUCUCAAGAAUGCACAGCCAUUACUUGAUGACUUCAUAGUUGUUGACUUCUUAUCUGACGGUGGCUGCGAUUCGCUAAAGCCAGGAUCUGUGAUGAGAGUCACAUUAUUGAAGUUAAAGGAGAAUUUGGUUGAACAUGAUAAAGGGAAGUUGGUUGAAGAACUUAAAAGUCAGUUUAAAAGGACUGAUGAUAUAAGUGUUGGUGAGAGUUUAGCUAAUGAAAUGUCCAAGGGGUACUCUAUUGGCGUGAUCGCUUUUUAUCCUGAUUUGGAGGCUAUUGAUUCGGAUGCAGCACUGCAUGAAUCGGAAGUGAAGGAUCUUAUCGAGAGUGAGAUUGUCGUUGAUUAUGUGGUUCCAUUGCCAUAUGCUGCAGAACACUGAUACCUAUUCAUCUACUCUUGUUUGUAACUUUUAGUUUAAAAUAACCUUGGAUUAAAUUUGUGUUUUGGUUUUUCAAA